Messenger RNA from Sungouiella intermedia, 450 nucleotides. The record is from the annotation of a GenBank genome assembly. NCBI's taxonomy places the organism in Eukaryota, Fungi, Ascomycota, Pichiomycetes, Serinales, Metschnikowiaceae.
AUGUCUGUUGAUCCAAUUACUUGUCAUAUCUUGGACACCAGUCUCGGCAAACCGGCAGCAGGCGUAACAUGCUCUAUUUUUUUCUUGUCGCCACUCAUAUCCGACAGGGGAGACGCUUCGUCCUACGACAUCUCAACACUGCCUGAGCCAUUUGCUAUGGGAAAAACUGAUAACGAUGGACGGAUUAAGCAGUGGGUACCCAAUCCGUCUAUUGAUUCAGCCCAAGCUAGCAUAAUCGGUUUCGAGGACAACAAAUGGUCGGUCUUGAAGCCAGGCAUAUAUAAGAUCAAGUUUUUGACUGGGAAGUACUUCCACGAAUUGAAUGCUAGCAACAGAACCUUUUUCCCUUUUGUGGAGAUUCUUUUUCAAGUUGAGAAUCCUCCUGAUCAUCAUUAUCAUGUUCCAUUGCUCUUGAGUAAUCAUAGUUAUUCCACCUAUCGUGGAAGUUAG